UUCUUUUCAUUUAUAUAAAUAAAUAAUAAAGAAGUUUUAGUUCAUGAAAUUUGGUGUUAUUUAUUUGUAAGUUAUUUCAAAAAUGCAGGCAGCUGACCUAGAUGACAGCCUUGGUAAAAGAUCCAGAGAGGCAAAAGAUUUACCUGCAGAUAUCUUAGCAGAGUUAAGUUAUAUAUUAAACCCUCCAUUAAUUGGUAAGGACUUCCGUAGUUUAGCAGAACAAAUGAACCAAUCAUUUCAAGUUAUUUGCUGGCUGGAAAUGCAAAAAAAUCCCACUGCUUCAUUAUUAGAACUGUGGUGGUCAGGAUCAAGAACAGUGGAUGAUCUAAUUGUUUUACUAGAGAAGAUACAUUGCUUCGAUGCUGUGAAACUUUUAGAACCCUACAGAUAUAUUGAUGAGGUCUAUGAUGAUGUCUCUGUAUAUGACCAAGUUGCAGGUCCGGCUGGAACAAAAAGAUUUGAGUGCAACUUCAGCGAGCUGGGUGAUGACAGCAAAGAUGAUUAUGUUGAAUAUGAAGUCAUCAGUACCCAAAUUGCAGGUCCGGCUGGAAUAAAUAGAUUUGAGUGCAACACCAACAAGCUCGGUAAUGACAACGAAAAGGUUUAUGAUAAUGAUGAGGUCUAUGAUGAUGUCUCUGUAUAUGACCAAGUUGCAGGUUCGGCUGGAACAAAAAGAUUUGAGUGCAACUUCAGCGAGCUGGCUGAGAUCUAUGAUGAUGUCUCUUCAUAUGACCUCUGUUAUCAAAAGACCUUUGCAAGUCCGAAUAAAACCAUAAAAAUAAUGGGAAAUGUGGCGCAAUCAUUUAGUGAUAAAAGCCAGCUGGUUCCCCCUGGAUUUUGUGAAAGAAAUAAUAUAUGGUUGGGAAACGUGGCUCCACCAAUUUAUGGUAAAAGCCUGCCGGUCCCCCCUCCUAGGACGUCUAUUGGAUUUUGUAAAAAAACUAAAGAAUCGAUGGGAAGCAUGGCACAAUCAAUUUAUGAUAAAUGCCUGCCGGGUGAUGACAGCGAAGAUGAUUAUGAUGAAUAUGAACCUUUAUCGAAUGCUCCUGAUCUACCUCCAAAAAUUACCUCAAAAAAAGAACCUUUAUCAAAUGCUCCUGGUCGACCUCCUAAAAAGUUCUCUGUUUUAUCAGUUCUUCAUCAAAGAUGGAAAAAUGUGGCUAAAAGUUGUUCCUAUUCCCUAAAAACAAAUAAUCAAGAACAUCGGAAGAUAUUUAUGAAAGAUUUUUAUAAAUCUAAAUCUACAAUCACAGAUGACAUAAAAGCACUCAUUGAUGAGCAAGGGUGGGAGAUAUUAAUAAAUGAUGAAAAAACACCUCAUGAAGUUAAAUAUGAAAAAUAUUUUGUGGAUUGUUUUGCUAACUCGCAAAGAAAGAUGUGGAAGGUAGUAAUUUCAAAAAAUAUUUUAACGAAAGAUGAGAUAAGUCUUAUGAUUAAAUGUUCAACAAACGUUUGUGAUGCAGUUUUUUAUUGCGCAUUUGAAAUGGACGGAUGGAAACCACAGGAAAAAAUUGAAUGGUUGACAAUUGACAUUAACACUAGUUUAAUACCAAAUAAAGACUUUAAAAAAUUUUAUCCGUGGAUUAGUGUUUGUGAAGGAUUGACUCUAAUUCUUCAUGAUGACACGGACUAUAUAGAUGAAAUUUAUAGAUAUAUUCAAGAUCAGUCAAACCUUCACAAUUUUUUAAUUGAUUACCGUGGAAAAAUUUUUGUAACUUCAAACAAUUAAAAAAAAAUUUAAGUAGC
Molecule: messenger RNA, 1746 nt
Organism: Hydra vulgaris (swiftwater hydra)
Lineage: Eukaryota; Metazoa; Cnidaria; Hydrozoa; Anthoathecata; Hydridae
Biological process (GO): signal transduction
Molecular function (GO): protein binding
Source: RefSeq, a predicted model, not a curated record